Laccaria bicolor S238N-H82 is the source of this 435-nucleotide messenger RNA. Its product is annotated as histone methyltransferase. The record is from RefSeq and is a predicted model, not a curated record. Gene Ontology annotation, molecular function: histone H3K4 methyltransferase activity; protein binding. The annotation marks the transcript as partial. Gene Ontology annotation, cellular component: Set1C/COMPASS complex. NCBI's taxonomy places the organism in Eukaryota, Fungi, Basidiomycota, Agaricomycetes, Agaricales, Hydnangiaceae. The transcript is spliced from 3 exons.
CAGACGAGGAAGAAGCAUCUUCGGUUUGCUCGUUCGCCCAUCCAUGACUGGGGUUUGUACGCAAUGGAGAAGAUUUCCAAGGGGGAGAUGGUGAUUGAGUAUGUUGGAGAGGUUAUUCGGGCGCAGGUCGCUGAGAAGCGGGAGAAGACGUAUGAGCGCCAGGGUAUCGGAAGCAGUUACCUCUUCCGUAUUGAUGAGGAUUUGGUGGUGGAUGCAACGAAGAAAGGGAAUCUUGGUCGACUUAUCAACCAUUCUUGUGAUCCCAAUUGCACCGCUAAGAUCAUUACGAUUAGUGGGGAAAAGAAAAUUGUCAUUUACGCAAAACAGGAUAUAGAGUUGGGCGACGAAAUUACUUAUGAUUAUCAUUUCCCAUUCGAGCAAGACAAAAUUCUAUGUCUCUGCGGCUCUGUCAAGUGCCGCGGCUUCCUGAACUAG